This is a messenger RNA of Saccharomyces mikatae IFO 1815, 867 nucleotides long. It is a transcript of the gene ARP10, whose product is annotated as Arp10p. The transcript has a single exon. The coding region runs from base 1 to 867 and encodes 288 amino acids. Lineage: Eukaryota; Fungi; Ascomycota; Saccharomycetes; Saccharomycetales; Saccharomycetaceae. The record is from RefSeq and is a predicted model, not a curated record.
AUGCCAAAUAGUACAGUGAUAAUUUAUUUAGGAGCUAACAGAAUCGAAAUUGGGAGAAGUACUGGAUCAUGCCCGCAAGAGAUUAUUAAUUGGGAAAAAGAUUAUAUUAAUGGAGAAUAUAGGAUAGGGUUAAAGAAAAUAUUGGAACGUUACUUUCAGUCGUUCAACACCUUGAGAAAUCACGAAAUACAAGUUUUAAUAUUGGAAGAUAUAUUUAUUUCUGUAGCUGAAAAGAAAAUUAUUUGUAGCAUCUUGUUUGAUGAAUUGUACUGUGCUUAUGUUGCAUUUAUUCCCAGAGUUAUCGUACAUUGUCUAUCCUGCAAUACAAGGAAUGCGAUUGUUGUGGACGUAGUUGCCAGUCAUACCACAUGUGUACCCAUCUUUGAUCUUAGGCCUUUGCAACAGUACAUAAAGUAUACAAAGCGAGAUCAAGAGGACGUACAUUUAAAUAAGUCUCCCACGAGCUGUCCCUAUACGUCGAUAUUCUUUGACAAAGAGUACAACUUUGAAGUUUAUGAAGACGAUGAGAUUCCAGUAAUAAAUCUUGUCAAAGGUAUUAUAGAUUCACUUCCCAUUGACUUGAGGAAACCUCUUAGGGAAAAUAUCAUCAUAGUGAAUAUCGAAGAGAAAUUCGAAACAACAAUAAAAGAAUUAUUCAGGGAAAACAUGAGUUCAUCUAUAAUCCAGUUCUCUAAAGACUACUGGCAGGCUGGCUCUGCAUGCGCAAAGACAUUUAUGCAUUCUAGAGGGGGGAGUGUUGCAGGAUUGAAAAGAGAUGAGUUUUGUAAUAAUCCCAACAUUGUUCCUGAUUGGUUUGACUUUUACUUCAAAAGUGGAGUGAAGCCCAUAAAACAGCCUUCACCUUAA